Messenger RNA from Chenopodium quinoa (quinoa), 1110 nucleotides. RefSeq lists its product as uncharacterized. The transcript has a single exon. The record is from RefSeq and is a predicted model, not a curated record. Bases 1 to 1110 code for a protein of 369 amino acids. Lineage: Eukaryota; Viridiplantae; Streptophyta; Magnoliopsida; Caryophyllales; Amaranthaceae.
AUGUAUAAUGACACAAACGACGAUGGUGAAGACAGAGAUGAAGAAGAUGUUAUAAACAACGAUUUGUCCGUGGAUGAUGUUGUUGCUAGAACUCCAUUACCUUGGUUCAGUCAAAUAAACGAGAACUAUGAGGUGGACAUACAUUGGGGUGAUUCGGGGAGCCAGUGUUCGUUUCGUGUCGGGGGAGAAUUUGAGAAGGGCAUGAUUUUCGACAAUAAGAAAGCGCUACAGGAAAUGGUGAAAUUGUAUUCCAUAGAGCGAAAUCAUUUCUACACCACAGUGACGUCGAAUCAGAAUGUCCUUCAUUUAAAGUGCAAGAGGGGGUGUGGUUGGUCGCUACGUGGUACAAAAACAAAUCUAACCACACGUGCCUUUAAGAUCGUAUCUUACAAGGGCCCACAUCGCGACAAUUGUGUUAAUGAAGUUCCGCCCAGAGAUCAUCGACACUUGGACUCCUCUGUUAUAUGCGACUAUGUGAAGUCGUUUGUGCAGAAAGAUCCAUGUUUGAGAGUUGAGUUCAUACAACAUAUCAUCUCCAACAAAUUUCAAUUCGAUGUUCCAUAUCGAAGAGCGUGGUAUGCCAAACAGAAAGCGAUUGCGGAAAUUUUUGGGGAUUGGGAGAGUUCAUACAACAGACUUCCUUCAUUCAUGCAAGCCCUCCAGGAGUCGAACCCAGGCACUGUAGUUCUGUGGAAAUACAAAGCUAUUGCUGAAGGCGUUUAUUACAGCAACAUGGAGGUAUUUGAACGAGUGUUUUGGGCCUUUAAGCCUUCCAUCGAUGGGUUCAAACACUGCAUGCCUCUGUUAUCUAUUGAUGGGACACACUUGUAUGGGAAAUAUAAAGGCACACUUUUGGUUGCUACAAGUGUUGAUGCUAAUUUUCAGGUAUUUCCUUUCGCAUUUGCAAUAGUUGAAGGGGAAAACACCUCGAGUUGGUCCUGGUUUCUAAGCUGCAUUCGGGUUCAUGUUACUGAUCGAGAGGGCCUAUGUGUUAUAUCUGACCUCGAGUUGGUAGGCCAGCUAUGCCUGCUAGGCGUCGACGCGAGGAGGAGGAGGAAGACGAUUAGGAGCAUGCAUAUGAGGCGCCGCCACACCCACCAUCGGACUUAG